Molecule: messenger RNA, 8574 nt
Organism: Coregonus sp. 'balchen'
Lineage: Eukaryota; Metazoa; Chordata; Actinopteri; Salmoniformes; Salmonidae
Source: the annotation of a GenBank genome assembly
GGACUCUCCACGUCAGGGGCCACAGAGUGGACUCCAACAAGAGGAGAGGAGAGGGACUGUAACAGGAAACGUGACAAGGGGAACUGGGCUGAUCUUUGUGGCCAUUGGGCUGGCCUGGAAGUCCUGAGUGCUCCCCUCUGAGAAGAGAAUCAGACAGGUCCACAACCAACAGCUAACACUACUACUGCUCUUUCACCCAGGAUCUACCUGUGACUUAUACCUGCCUCAUACGCAUUGGACGAUCUAAAAAGGAGGAGUUCUGAAAAUAAUUCAUCUCUAGUAAGUCAUUCCAGUCAUUUAUACUGUAUGAAUUGUUUUGUUUCUAUUGUAAGUUUGGUUACACAUAACUCAUAACAUUUUAUCAUUUGUGUGGAUACGUAUGAAAUGUAUGAUUGAAAUACCACAUCGACACAGUAUGUUGUAUCUUGUUGCGUCUCAAACUGAUAUAAUCUAUUACCACAAUGUGCAACAGUGACUGAUUUGAUAACAUUAGCCCUGAGUGUAAGGCUGAACCCUCGAGACAAUUUGAUACCAGAUUGACUAUGUUUAUAUGUGCUACGCUAAUACUCUGUAGCCACGGGGGAGAAAUCAAUCAAAACAAAUCCUGAAACCAUCUGUGCAUCUUGAGUUACACUAUAGUGUACAACAUAUUGAGUCUUGUAUUCUAUGACCUAAGUGUAAGGUAACUCAACCUAUCCUUUUCCUUUCAAAAGUAGAAAAAUGUAUUCAUUUACCUAUACCAGAUUUAUGACAGUGUUAAUAACAUUGAAUUGUUUCGAUACUGUACAUAGAUAGAUAUGCAAUUUAAAUAUAUACUGACGUCAGCUGCUCUAGAACUAAUUGUUGAGGCUUGAAAUGAUGAGAAUGAAGUCAAACAUACAGAUGAACGCUAGGAUAGCAGUUAAACCAGUCAAAUAACAUCUAAUGACACUGAACUAAUCCUUUUAGCAAAUAUAAUGUCAAAUAACUUUGGUAAAAGACCUCAGAGAAGAGGUGUGAUAGAUAGCCACUGUCUGUUAGACUCAGAGAACAAGUGCUGCCAGAGAGAGCCAGUGAGUCCAGUGUGAUGGUUUGUGGGUGAAGCAGGGCUGAGGAGACGGCUCAUCAGUGACAGACGGCGUUUCCUAGAGGAGUGAGUAGGCAGACAGAUUGUUGGAAGCUGCUCUGUGAUUAAAGCUGUUUUAAUCUACAGCGGGCAAACACACACACCCACACACACAUAUUGUACGUCACUUAAUUCUACUGUAUCAUCACAAUAUUGAGGCUUGCUUGAUAGUUGAUCUUGAAUAGUCAGAUUUCAACAUAAUGUGUAUGCUGAGUGCUUGCCUUGAUAUUACCAAAUAUUGCCUAUUUUCUGACUAAUGUUACAGUACAGUAUACGAUUAGAGAUCGCAGGUGCAUCAGGUCAGGUUGUGUGAAUAUAUCCAUAAACUGAUGAAUUGAUAUGGAUCUUCCAUAUAGCUUUGUGUGCUACUUGGGAUUGGAACACAGCACCAAUUGUCUCAGGCAUACCAGGCUGUGAACUGUGUGAGUCAUAGCCUACUAAGAUUAAUUCAUGUGGAAUAAUGUACAGCAUAUUUCAAAAUACAGUACCGUAUUCCUCUUUUUUUUCUACAAGAUAAGCUGCCUUAUUGAGAACUUCUGAAAAAUGUCUACAUGGUCAUAAAAUCGGACAUUUGCAUAGACAGCAUUUAAAAUGGCACAGACAGAGAAAUAUACUUUCAGUUAUCAUUGAAUGGCAUUCAAAUGAAAGGUCAAUGGACUCGCUUUGAGGAGAACAAGAAACUGACAUUAUGGAUAUAGGUUGCCCAUCAUUCGAGAGUUUAAAUGGGUUUGAUCCAUUUGAACUAGGUAUAGCUGAGGUCCUGAAUGAAAUACUUUACAAUUGUCCGAUAGCAUCCUACCUAAACCAACUCAUUUAACACAUUGUUUAAAAAUCCCAUUGUUGUCUCCUUAACUCUCGCUACUGCUCAAGAAAAUUGUCAGAGAAAGAGAGCCAGAGAGACAGAGAGAGAGGGAGAGAAAGAGAGAGGGGGGGAGAAGACGGGGGCAGAAAUUGAAUUGCAGGAAGGGUGUAAGGCCACAGUAGCAUUAGCGUAAUGAUGACCCUUCAUUAGAAAUGUGAAUGUUAUUUCCCAAGGGCAUUGUGUUUACACUUCCUCUCCUUGAUAAAAGCCCAGACUUCAAAUCAUGACCUCACUGGGAGGACUUACUGUAUGUACCCAGUAACAGAACAAGGAGACAUUCAAAAAAUGCAAUUUUUGACAUAGUGGGCCAUCCAUGACUACAAAGACAGCUACAAAUAGUGAUGAUUGAGGAUGUCUAUCUCUAAAGUAACUGGAGUUUAAAAAAGGCCUCUCUCCUUUAUGGGACAAACUUCAGGGCGUGGCAAGAAGGACAUCGGAUGACGCACUGUUAACCCAUAUGAGGUUUGACUCCUUACGUUAUAGCACAGAGUAAAUGUUUUCUAACAAACCAUUUUUAACUGUUCCAAUAAAUAGCUGAACACAAUAUUUAAUAAGUUAUGGAACAACAAAACAUGAUGAGAUACUCACUUUGUGCCAAGUUCUUUACCUCAAAGGCCCAGAUAAACCUAUUGUCAGUGUGGAGAAGAUAAGAUACUUUAUUAUCUGUGCUGUAUGGGGUUGUAAUGAAAGUCAUUUGAUUGUAGUAGUUUUGGGACUUUAGAAUAUGAUAUUAAGCCAUUUGGGAACAUUUACGAACCAUAAUCCACCUCAUCUUAAUAUCCACUGCUGAGGGCUGGCAACAAUAAGAGUGGAAUAACCCAUAUAAAGUAUAUUAUCUGGGAUGGACUGAUUUAAUGUUUAGCUAUCCUCUUGACCACAAAGAAAGUGUCCAUUUAAAGAAAGUGUCCAUUCAACUUUUCUAGCGGAAAACUCCCAAAAGUGCCAACCAUGCCCACCGGGCAUGCCAGGCAAGCUUAAUUAAAUGCACCCAAAGUAAUAGUUAACAAUUGAAAGAAGACAAAUAGUUUUUGAGCCAGGUGUGUUGCCUGAGGCGUGAGUGGUCUCAAUGGCCCGAAUUUAAUGAUCUGCUUUCCCUUCCUCUGCUUCUCCCUUCCUUCCUUCAGAUGAUGAGACAGUCUGCAUGGAGGCAGAUGACUGGGCCAGAGCUGUGGAUGGGUCUCUUUGCCUUGGCCCUGUCCCUCAGUCUAACCAUGGCUGAACAUAUGGACCAGAGGCCAGCACUACAAACCAGCCCAGUUCUCCACAGGCACAAGAGAGAGUGGUUGUGGAACAACCUUUACGUGGAGGAGGAAAGGCCAACCUACACCCAAUACUAUCUUGGAAAGGUAUGUCGUUGUUUUACCAUGUCGGUGUACUCUUGGAGGCUCAGGUAGAAUGCCAGAAAGUUGAAUUAACAUUGUCUUCUGUUUUUCUAUUUGUAGUUAAAGUCAACUAAGUCUGGUUACAGGACACGCUAUGUCAUUGAAGGAGAAGGUGCCAACACAAUCUUCAAAGUGGAUGAAAAAGGAGACAUCUAUGUCACUGAACGAUUGGAUCGAGAGGUGAAAAGCACAUACCAUCUAAAGGCCCAGCUGUUUGAUACCAGCAACAACUUGGUGGAGAGAGUGGAAGAGUUUGUGAUCCUGGUUACUGACAUCAAUGACAAUGAUCCAGUGUUUACUAAAUCAUUCAACGCUUCUAUCAAAGAGAGAUCCAAAAGAGGUACAGGAGGUCAAAUCCUAAACACAAGGAUGAUUAUGCUGGAUAUUAAAAACUGCUUUUGCUAAAUCCCUUCUCUUUAUUUCUUCCCUGUGUAGGAACUAAAGUGAUAGAAGUCACUGCCACUGAUGCAGAUGAUCCAACGACUGCAAAUGGAGAACUUGCUUACAAAUUAUUAGAGGGGGGAGAUGUCUUCAAUAUAGACAGCACAACAGGUAGGAGAUGUUCAUUCAUUUUAACUCAUAUGGCAUAAAGUCCAUUGUAUCUUCAUCUCUUUUCAAUAUUCUUUCCUAAUAACCCUUAUUCAUUUCAGGGAUUAUCACCACCAAGUAUGAGAACCUGGACCGUGAGACCCAGAGUAGCUAUGUGGUUGUGGUUCAAGCCCAGGAUCUGAGAGGACUUAAACAAGGGGGUACCGCCACCACCUCUGUCACCAUCGCAGUCAGCGACAUCAAUGAUAACAUAGCCACGUUUACCAAAAGUAAGGGCAAUAUAGAACAUCCCUGACAGCUACAUAUAGCAUAUUGACAAUUAUUGGUCUUAUAGGAGAUAAACCUAAAUAUGAAUGAUUGUUACGGAAUGCUUAGCUGCAAAUGAGGGAUUAUUCCAUAAUGUCCCUCAGAAGCUUCUCUUACUAAGAUGUAGAGUGUAUUUUGCCCCUAGGUUCCUAUGUAUUUAGUGUGAAAGAGGACAUGAAGCGGGGACAGAGAAUAGACACCAUGGUCCUGGAGGACAGAGAUGAGAUCCAGAAUAAAGACCCCAUCUUCACCAUAGCACCUUCAUCUGACAUCUUUGAAAUGGAGCGCAGUCAGACCAAAGAUGGCAACCUCAUGCUGAAACAGGUAUUUCACUCAUCCUAAACGUGUUGCUUUUUUUAAAAAAAAAAUAUCACAGAAAAUGAUCCACAUUUGUCUCAAUAGUGCAACCAGGUUUAAUGCUUUCCUAAUGUGUCCUAAACUCUACUGUACAUGUGAGCAUUACAGAGUGAUGCAUAACACUGAACUAUACAGUAGCAGAGACUAAAGAAAUAAGACCAUGCACUCUUUGAAGGACAUAUGAAAAUGAUUGUCCUUGAAAGACUCCUUGAAGGGCAUUAUUAAGUAAAUUAAGAAAAUUAAACUACUUAAAGUAUUCUGCAAAAAAAGUAUCAGUACAGCCUGUACAUUAUAGAUAACGUUGUAGGGAAUAUGUAUGAGAGUGACACAUUUGCUAAAGAUUAUACGUAUAGUACAUGUACUGAGUCUUUUCCUUAACCUUCCUUACUUCUUUUCAGGGACUUGAUUAUGAAACUAAGAGCAGCUACACGUUCUUUGUGGAUGUGAGGGAGAACCACUUGCAGUCCCCUGCAGAUAAUAAGGACAAUCCAGUGAUCAAGGCCCAGGUGACCAUCCAGGUACUAGAUGUUGAUGAGCAGCCAGAAUUCAGCAAGAGCAUCUAUAACUUCAACGUGAUAGAGGAAAUGAUGGUCAAUAAUAUUGGAGUCGUUUCAGCCAGAGAUCCUGAUAAAGCCAACAAGGCCAUACGGUAGGCCUACACAUUCACUAAUUGGCACAUGCUAGAAUAAACAGCACUUAUUUUCUGAGAGGCCAUUUCCACAAUGUCUCAACGUGUCCUCUACAGGUAUUCCAUUGAGGACAAGGACAGUCCCAUUGGUAUCAACCCCAUAACUGGACAACUUUUCACAGUGAGGAAGCUGGAUCGGGAGCAUGUAGCCAAUCACAUGUUCCAGGUUAAAGCUAAGGAGGAACCAAAUGGUAUGACAUUAGCCAUCAUCUUUAAUCUUAUUAAUUGCAAAUUCACAUUUAUUGCAUGAAAUGUAAUUAAUGUCCAAAACAUGUUUUACCUUAAUAACUGGUAUGCUUUAGGUGUUUCCCAAUAAUAAAAUCAUGUUUCCUGUCUCCUCUUCAGGACUGGAAUCUUUUGUGAACGUCAACAUACUGGUCAUCGAUAUCAAUGACAACAAACCAGAGCUGUCCAUUGAAGAGAUAUUCGUUUGUGAAAAUGAUAUGGCUGGCACGGUAGGAUUUUUUCCAGAGUUAGAUGUCAUCUAAGCCAUCAACCUUUAAACUCUUGCUGAAAAUUGCAUUAUGUCUUUCUUAAAAUGUAUUCCCCUCACACAGGUGAUUGGGACCAUAAGUGCCACAGACAAAGAUGAUCAUUUGCCCGCAUUCAGCUUCACAUUGGUGAAGCCGAACGCCAACUUUUCAGUCAUCGCUAACAACGGUGAGAGAACUGAUCAUUUCUAUGCAUGAACAUAUGACAAGUGGCACCUUUAUUAUGUCACCUAGAGCUGUGCAGGCAGACACAUUCUACUGAUGCUAAGCUGUUGGUUGGUGUGAUGGGGUGGUGAGGUGGGUAUAACAGGGAUAAUGUGAUUGGCUGGUUCACAUAUGGGCUCAGGAUAGCACUGUGCUCCCCAGUGGCAGAGGAAUCAGCCUGGGCAGCGCUCCGUUCUAAAGCUAUCUGACGUCUGAACGUUCUCCACCUAGUCGGGUGGAAACGAGAACAGCAACAAACCGCAGAGAGCCCCUGAAAUAUUCAUGAUGUACAAGCUCUUUAAAACCAGCAGCCCUUCAAUACAUAUUUUGAGAGCAACAGCGACGACCUCAGAGGCACUCUGGCUGGGGAACAUUUUCAGUGCAGCGCUGGGGUGGCCUGGUCCAGUCUGUGCUGCCUCGUUGGCUGCACUGCAUAAUGAACUGAUGUGACAUUUCCCCAUGUACUGAUCAGCCAGGAACACGGAACACUGAGAGUAGGCUGCACAUUAGCCCAGUGCAACUAGAGAGAAGGUCAUAGCAACGGAAGAACAGAAGAACAGUGAGAAGUUGUUCUUACAUUAGUGAUGAUGUGCAUGUUAAGGCCAUAUCUCUAGCUUUGAUGUACUGUAUGCACUACAGGACAUCCUUCAUAGCUUCUAUUUCUGAAUGGUUAUAUACUGUAAUUCUACUUCAAUUAGGCCAGCCAAAUUGAACAUACAAAAUGAGUAUGCCCAGUUUCUAUCAACAUAUACUGGCACCUAAAGCUCAUGGAGAUAAUCAUAUGUGGAAAAGCAUAAUUUCUAUAUCAAGGUUCGGAGCACAUUCAAUCAUCCUGCUUUGUGGAUUCUUACCUACUGCGAUUUUAGGUGAUUGUUAGUGCGGAAAAGUUUCACUUACACAGGAACCCUCAGAUUCAACAGUCUGCUUAUUAGGUAGAUGCAAAAGUCUACACCUAAGUAAAUUGUAGCUAAGAGCAUUCCACCAUUGGAACCAAUGCACUAUGAAGACCCAUAUAAUGUAUAAAAAUGUCCUCCAAAUCUAACCAUGGCAAACCUCUGAUAACUAACAUUGUUUUAUGUCCACCUCUCCUAGACAACACAUCUAACAUAGUGCUGAAACAUGGAGGCUUCAGCCUGGAGGACUCCAGGGACUAUGUAAUAGACAUUGAGAUCAGCGAUGGAGGCAGGCCUCCCAUGAGCAGCAUCACCUCUCUGCCUAUCAAAGUGUGCAGGUGUGACAACAAGAGGAUCCACACCCAGUGCAAAGCAGCCCAACUCAAAAUGGGUGUCAGUGUCCACGCCCUGAUUGCUAUACUGUUGUGCAUCCUGACUAUUCUGGGUGAGUCAAUCUCUCCUCUACUGUAUACAGCCCUCUCCAUUUUAACUGGCAUUCUACAACACCACUGUUCCUGAUUAAGACAUAUUGUAAAAUAGAGCAAUCGUCUAAGAAAUUAAAAAACUGAGAUCAUUAAACAAGGUACUUCAGCUCAAGGUGUUCUUGGGUAAAAUCAUGAAGUAUUUACGACACAGGGAGAAGGAUAGGUAAAUGUGAACAAUUCAGAUGAUGGAUGAUGUGCGACUCAUUUUAAUUUUUUGGGACAAAGUUGAAGAGUUUUACCUCAGUAUCUGAUUGGAUAAAUAACAUACAAGAAUCCAGGACAAGCUAAGUAAAUAGUGGAAGGAACAGGAAGCAUUGAGCUGAAUAUUCUUUUUGAUACAUUCUCUGCUCUGCUGUCUUGGGAGAAAGCCAUUUGUCAUAUUAGAUGAGCCAUGUGCCAGAGAUGUUUUGUCAAAAGCUCAUAUCUGAAGCAGAGAGCAAUCGCACUGCUGCAGUAGGCUUCCACUAAAGCAGAUAUGUGGGAAAAACAUGAGAAGAAUGGGAAGGCUAAUGAGAAGAUGAUCAGUUAUUCGGUCUUGUUAUCAAAGACACAUAAUGAAGUGGUGAUUAACUAUUAAACAGUCAUUAUCGUAUGAAUCCCAAAGAAAUAUACUGGAGACCCAUUCAACAAAGUAUUUUCUCACACCCGAUUUCAUUUGCCUCAUGAAAUAUAUAUUUUUCCCGCUCCUAUCUCCUUCAGUACUUAUUAAAACCCCAGAGUGUCUGUCAUGGAUAUUAAACAUGUUUUCGUUCUCGUUCCAGUCAUAGUGAUCCUGAUUGCUAUGAGGAAGCGUCACCAGAAGGACGCCCUGGUCACUCGGGGAAAGAGUGAGAUCCACGAGCAGCUGGUGACGUAUGACGAGGAGGGUGGUGGGGAGAUGGACACCAACGGCUACGACGUGUCCAUCCUGACCUCAGCUCGGAACGACGGCAGCAUGAGCAUGAGGCAGGGCCCCAGCCUUUACGCCAUGGUGAAGAAACCACCAACAGCGUGCAAGGGAGACAUGGCCAUGAUGAUCGAGGUGAAGAAAGACGACGCUGACCAUGACAGGGAUGGGAUCCCCUACGAUACCCUGCACAUCUACGGCUACGAGGGGCCAGAGUCCCUGGCUGGUAGCCUCAGUUCCCUGGAUAGUUCCUCCACUGGCUCUAACCUUGACUAUGACUUCUUAAACGACUGGGGCCCUCGCUUCAGAACCCUGGCUGAGCUCUAUGGGGUGGAUGGGUCUGAGGGAAGUGACUCCCCGUAUUGA